CUUUGCGCCUAUUGGCGGAGCUCGGCCCCGCCCCGUCAGGUGCGCUCCCGUCAUGCCCCGCAAGCGGCCGUUCAGCGCCAAGCGGAAAAAGCGGCAGCUCCGGGAGCGGCGGGAGCGCAAACGGGGCGGUGAGAAACGGAUGGGAUAUGCUCUGAGUGUCCCCUCAUGUCCCCCCCGUCCCCUCAUGUUCCCCCCUGUCCCCUCAUGUCCCCUGAUGUCCCCCGGUCCCCAGGCCCUGGGGGUGCCGCCCGCGCUGGCCGCCCACGUCUCGCAGGACCUGGCGAAGGGCCUCAUCCUCAUCCUCAACAAGGUGGACCUGGUGCCACCCGCGGUGGCCACGGCCUGGAGCCACCUCCUGCGGGCCCGGCACGGCGCGGCCCGGGUGGUCCCGUUCUGCACCGCCCCCGGCCCGGCCCCCAGCCCUUGGGAGCGGUACCGGCACGGCGUGCUGACGCUGGGCUGCGUCGGUUUGCCGAACGCGGGGAAGUCGUCGGUGCUGAACGCGCUGCUGGGCCGGGGCGCGGUGGGCGUGUCCCGCGCCCCCGGCCGCACCCGCUACUUCCAGACCCAUUUCCUGACGGGCUCCGUGCGCCUCUGCGACUGCCCCGGCCUCGUGUUCCCCUCGCGCGCCCCGCCCGAGCUCCAGGUCCUGGCAGGGGUGUACCCCAUCGCGCAGCUGCAGGACCCCUACUCGGCCGUGGGGUUUUUGGGGUCCCACCUGGCCCUGCCCCCCCUGCUGCAGCUGCGCCCCCCCAGCGGCGGCGCCUGGACGGCCUGGGAGCUGUGUGAAGCCUGGGCAGAGAAGAGGGGCUACAAGACGGCGCGGGCGGCGCGCAACGACGUGGCGCGCGCGGCCAACGGGCUCCUGCGGCUGGCGGCCGAGGGGCGGCUGCGCCUCUGCUUCCGGCCCCCGGGCUACUCCCGGGAAAAAGAGCGUUGGGAGCUCCACCCCGACACCGCGGCGCUGGCGGCCAUGACAGGGGGCGGGGCCUGCGCCCCUGACCCCGCCCCCAGCUCCGAGGACGAGGGGGCGGGGUCAGACCAGGCCACGCCCCCUCCCAGCCCCGCCCCCAACCCCUUCGCGCUGCUGGGCGAGGACGAGUGCUGAGCCAAUCGGAGCGCGCGGAUUAGCAUAUCGCCGCGUACGGAAUAAAGCGUUUAUUUCUGCA
This is a messenger RNA of Lonchura striata (white-rumped munia), 1169 nucleotides long. The record is from RefSeq and is a predicted model, not a curated record. NCBI's taxonomy places the organism in Eukaryota, Metazoa, Chordata, Aves, Passeriformes, Estrildidae.